AUGACUUUCGUUUCGGUCUUGGCUGUAUUUGGUUCAAACGGAACUGAAAACAAAUCUGAUAAGUUUCAAAAAUUGUUUUAUGAUGGUCUCAUUACUGCGCUUGGAAGUUAUGCUUCUGAUGUUGAUGCAAUCGUGGCCACGUCCUCACCAAUUGCAGAUUUAAAAGAAACUGAAAAAUAUGGAACUGCUUUGAUUCAGAAGCUCUCCUCUGGAGCACCACUUCGCGCUCUCUUCCAACCCGAGUUGCAGCAAUUCCAGGCUGCAUUUGACGAUGCUGUUGCUGAGGCCGUAGAGACUGCCGGUUCAGGACUCGCCGUCGUGAUUGUUGUCUAUGCUGGUGAGGUCCUGCACUCUACAGGAGAAUGGCUUCUAGCGGACUCUACGUUCUCUGGCGAACAAAUGCAAAUGUGGCUGGAUUCGGAGGCUGCUUCUGCCUGGCAACCCGAGAUCCAAAAAUUGACAUCUGCCCCAACUGGCACGGAGCCUAUUAGCAUUGUUAUAUGCACACCAAGUGCCGGUGCCAAAACCCGCUGGCCAAUGGCUGCGACGCCAGACGGAAGCACAAAACUCACUAUGCUCUCAAAGUCGAGACGCCUCCCUGUGCGUCUACAUAUCACUGCAUCGUGGAGAGUCAAUGGAAAAUUGGCCUCUAGCGCUAAUAAUAAUGCUACUUAUCAAAAGCCUACUGUUGGAAAAGUCCAGUUGUCGAAAUAUGGCUCCUUGGUGGUUGGUGUUGCGAGUGGUAGUGAUCUGGAUGGUUGCAAAUUUGGCGACGGAGAUGUAUGUAGACCAAUUGCCCUAUUGGUUCGGACAAACGGUCUCGUCUUCAGCACUUCUAUAACCUAUGAAGCUCUCCAAGCCUUGAGCGGCGAUUUAGCACGUCUUCACUGGGAAAACCAAUCCAAACUUCUUGCUGAAGCUGAAAAGCAGGAAUACUCUCUUGCUCAGCGUUCGUUCAAAAAUGCGCCACCAGCUCUUUAUGUUCUUCCAAGUGGUCCGGGAGGUGUUCAAACUCAAUCUUGUGGUCUUUUCGUUGUUCAAGGCGUUAAUAUUCUCCUCGGAUCGGCUUUCACCGACAAGCAACCCCCACAGUGGUGGCCUCUAGUUCGUAGUUUGGAUAGUCUCGAUACAGUGAUUCUCCCUGAUUGGUCUGCAGCGAGUAUCCAAAGCUAUAAUUUCCUCACAAAGCACCUUCUCUCCUCAACAUCAUCUACCAGUGGUGCUUCAUGGCUAGGGUGGCUCUUUGCCCCGGAAACAAUCGAGCCGGGUUCUGAAAGUCCUCUUCUGCUCGCCCCUCCAUCCACUAACUCCGACCCCUCACGUAUCCAUGCACUUUCAAGUACGUCGGAUCAGAGGACUCGUCUUUUCUACAAAAUUGGCGUUGGCGAACUCACACUCCACUGGUUGGGUGCUGCUGUGGGAGCUCUACUCAUUUGGAAGCCUGUUGGGGGCAAUAAGAAGUCGUCUGCUCCCUUGACCGUCUUUUUACCCGUCACUCAGCCCCCUGAAGGAGGAUCCGCAACUUCGAACACUUCACCUGCUACCCUGUUAGCUGGAAUGGUGAGAAUGCUAAGAAAAGUUCCUGAGAUUUGUAAAACUGAGGUCAGUGAAGCUAAAGCGCCUUCUACCACUACUGCGGCUGCGUUGACAAAUAUUGCUCCAAAGAAGGCGGGAGUUGCGGCUUCAAAGGCGCCUGCACCUAGCAAACCGACGGCAAUGCGAAAUGGAACAGUGCCAUCCACGAAAACGCAAGUCAACGGAGUUGCAAAAAAUACAGCAACAGCUGCUACCAAGCCAACUCAUACUGCUGCCAAACCGUUGCCUACUAAGUCUACAACUUCUUCUUUGCGACCUACUACUGCCACAAGAACCACGACAGUACCUAUGUCUCGUCCAGCAACAGGAACUACCAAGCCUUCAACCACUUCCACUGCUGCUUCAAAACCCUCCUCAACUACUUCAAGGACUGCGCUUUCUAGGCCUGCCACUGCAUCAACACAAAAGACUGCAGCAGCACGCCCAACGCCUAGAGCUCCAACUAAACCUAUGGCAGCUGCUACUAAGGCAACAACGCCAAUCAAGAAAUCCUCCAUCUCUAAAACUGAGGCAAAAUUGACUGAACACGCUGCAAAAGUUGCAGCCAAGACAGCAAGUUCUACCGCUGCUUCAAAGCCUGGACAUGAAAUCAUGUAUGCUCCUGCAGGCCGACCUUCUAAUCUUCCUCCACGACGUAAAGUGGGUGAGAAAACAGUUAUGGAGGAGUUGAAUGAAUUGCCUGAAGAGGUGAUUAAGAGUACUUCCAUGGUUGAUAGUCUAGCAGUAGAACCAAUGAAGCAAGAAGUAAUAGAGAGUCAUGAAGGAUCAGAGGGCCAAGUCUCUUAUCCAGAUAGCUUGAGAGCAGACGAAGAAAGGCACGAGGCUGCUGCAAAGUCUCCCGAAAUGGAACUUCCAUUCAAUGGUGUUGAACAACAGAAUGAGGUGGAGCCUGCUCAUACUGAAGAGUCUCUCAAAGUUACCUCAGAUAUUCCAGAGACCUUUGAAAUGACUCAGUCACCGGAAAUGGAAUUUGACCAACAGGAGGCAGAAGAGGUGCCUUCGAAAUUACCAGAGCAUGAAGAUCACGAACCCUUGAACUCUCCUGAAGUAACAUUGUCAAAGUCACCUGCACGAAUGGAUUUCAACUUGCCACCUUCUGGUUAUGAGGAGGUAGAAGUUUCAAAAUCUCCUCUAGAAAGUUCUCAGGAAGAAUCGAUCUCUAAAUUUCCCAGUGAGGCUAUGCCUCCUGUCCAUCAUACCGAAUUUGAAAUGCAGCAACAAGAAACAUCGCCUGAAAAUAACUUUGGAAUGAAGUCUCCAGAAGACAUCCACGAAGAGGAAACUUCGAAAUCUCCUUUUGCCGAAAUGCAGUUCGCUGUUCCACCGGGACAUUCUGGUGAUGCUGACCAGUCAAAAUCUUCGGAAGCAGAGAUCCCUCGCGACCAUCAAUAUUCAGAAGGUUUAAUUUCGCCGAAGACUCAACUACACGAAGAAGCAAUAGCCAACUCUUCUACUGAAGUGGCUUUCUCUUCGCCAUCUGAUCCUCUAGAGUCGCAAGGAGAGGUGCUGCAUCAAGAAGGAUUGUCGAAAUUUCCGAUGGAAACCGAGUUUUCUAUUCCGCCUGAAGCGGUUAACCAUCCCAUGGUAAUUGAAACGUCGAAAUCGCCAGUCGAACAGUUCCUUGAAGAACUUUCACAGGAACACCUAAAUGACUUCCAUACGUCGGAGUCACCGGUUGAACAUCAUGACAUAACUUCCGCGGAACAGACUUAUGAGCCACAAUUCCAUGGCGAUUUGUCUAAAUCACCUGGUUCUAUGGAUUUUAUGUCUCAUGAACAUCAGGUUGAACCCCAAUUCUCGAAAUCGGCAGUUGAACAAGACGAUAUUUCUCAUGAGCAGCAGGCUCUUGAAGCUCAUUUUUCUGAGGUACCUUCUGAAUCACCUGCCACCAUGGCCUUCACUAUGCCCCUGUCACAUGAAAGUGACUCCCAUAUACCGAUGUCUCCUGUUGAACAUCUCGAAAUUCCACAGACUGAAGUUAAUUCUGAGCAACAGGUCCCUGAAGAAUUGUCUAAUUCACCUGCUUGUAUGGACUUCACAAUGCCUCCAGCUCAUUUAGAUGAUUCCCAUAUGUUGAGAUCACCUGUUGAACAACACUUAAUUCCACAAACGGAACAGACUUCUGAACAGCAGAUCCAUGAAGAACUGGCUAAAUCUCCAGCAGGAAUGAAUUUCUCAUCGCCUCAUGAAUAUCGUGAUGAAUUUGUUAUAUCGAACACCCCAGUUGAGCACCACGAACUUGCCCAGAAGGAACAAACACCUGAUUUUGAAUUCCAGGAAGAACGAUCGAAAUCUCCAGCUGGAAUGGACUUUACCUUGUCAUCAUCUCAUCAGAGUGAUUUCAUCGCUUCAAAAUCUCCUGAACAACACGAAUCUCUUUUGAUGGCUCAAUCCCCUGAAGCUGAACAUCAAUUGCAUGAAGAAUUUCUGGUCUCUCCUGCUACGAAUGCGGAGCAUCAAGAUAGCUUCCAUAUGUCAAAGUCUCCAAAUGAUCGUUAUGAAAUGAAACCAUUUCACGAACAGCCAUCCGAAUCUCUUGGUAGGAUGGAUCUCUCUCCUAAUCAAGUACACCCUGAAUUCGCCUCGUCAAUACCUCCUCAAGAGGAGCUUGAUGAGUCAAGGUCUUCAUUGCACCAGCAAUUGUCUAAAUCUCCAUCUCUUGGAGUAGAACAACAAGAAGAGCAUCACGAAGAUCUCGGAUUGUCAAAUUCGCCAUUUGGUAAUGCUCAUCAGAGUUCAGAUUUAGUUAAUCCAUUCUCUCAAGAACCUAAUUUCGAAAUGUCUCAAGGAGAUGUACCCAUCGAUCCGUAUGGAUCAUUAAAAACAUCAAAUAAUCCCUUCGAACUAUCUAAAUCUCCAGCUGAAGGACAAUUCGGGAUUUCUCCAGACGUGGAGGCUCAUAAGAACCUAGAGUCUGUUCAUUCACCUGUCGGAGGAAUUGAAAUUGUUGGUCAUCAACAAAUCGAUGCGUCGGCCACGUCAGGUUCCUACGGUUCAGAUAUUGAUUCUAGACCUCCCAUGGAUUAUCAUAUUCACCAUAGUGGAGAUGGAAUGCGAUUCGGUGACUUUGGGUCUUCUCCAGAUCAGCAAAAUCCAGCUUCAACAACUGCUGAGGAUGAGUACCCCGUCCAUGAAGUUAAUCUGGGUGGUGGAAUGGCUAUUCCAGAAGUUGCUGAUCAUAUAGAUUCCGCGGGAGCUACUAUUCAUGGUGAUGAUCCCUAUCAAUCUCACAGUUCACAGUACAAUCCUCAAUUGGCCGAUUCAACAACAACUGAAGCUGCACCUAAUUUUGGCCGCACUCAUCCCCCUGAAAUUGGGUUUAUGGAUCUUGAAUCUCUUGGCAAAGCGCAAGAAGAGAACAUUCACAGUCCCAGCUCGGAGGUUUCUAAUGACUCUGUGAUCCAUACUGGUAUUGGCGGAAAACCCAUUCCUCCUGGAUUUAUCCCUGAAACGGUUUCGUCAACUUCGCCUCAAGCUCCUCCUACUGGUUCGAGCACUGUGUCGCCAACUUCUGGUUUUACCAGUGAGCAUCCAUUCCUUUACAAAGAUCAGCGUAUAGAGGGACUUGAACAUGAUUCUAGUGCUAUGACCGGCGCUGUACUCAUCCAGAAGUCUUCACCAAUCAAGCCACCUUCUCCCAACGGAACCAACGGAGUGACAGAAACCAACGGUUCUUCGGAAAAGUCGGCGGACAAUAAUGGAGUAGGUGUAGCGACUACUGUCGAGGAUAAUUCCGCAGGCUUUGAUCCUCUUUUGCAGUGGGGCCCACCUCAAGGUAUGCCCGCGCCUAUUUCAACUGCACGGGGUCCAACAGCAUUGGCUCGCACUUCCAGAACAUCAACUUCUAGUAGGGCGUCAACUCAUGGUACCAAAACGUCUACCAAUGGUCCAGCUUCUAUAACUUUAAAAGCACCUGAAAAUCUCACACCCGGCCCUCCCAUCUUGAUUGAUGUUAUCUGGGUUCCAGGCUACAUAAUCCGUGUGCCUUUCGCCAUGGCGACGCAAUUCUUCACUCAGGUUCGUGCCCGUGUCUACGUCCUCUCAGGCGAAUGUCUUCAUCCUAUCACUGGAGAGGCUCUCAUUGCUGGUGUCUCAAAAUGGACUCCUGAAGAACGCGAAGCCGUUUCCAAACUUAGUGGAGGUAGAGGUAUUGAGAGUAUCACCGUAGUCCCCACUGAUGAACCCCUUGAAUGGGUCCGUUGGUUGCGCCGAAGUGCCGGAGGCGGUGGGAACACAGGAACUGGUGAAGAACGCCUUCAAGCAGCCGGUCUCACAGUUCAGACCUCGGCUACCCUCUGUGACAUUCAUUUCUCCGACAACAGCUCUGAAAUCACUUGCCCUGGUACUCAACUGUUGAUCUAG
This is a messenger RNA of Rodentolepis nana, 5958 nucleotides long. Lineage: Eukaryota; Metazoa; Platyhelminthes; Cestoda; Cyclophyllidea; Hymenolepididae. The record is from the annotation of a GenBank genome assembly.